Molecule: messenger RNA, 1533 nt
Organism: Fusarium sp. VM40
Lineage: Eukaryota; Fungi; Ascomycota; Sordariomycetes; Hypocreales; Nectriaceae
Source: the annotation of a GenBank genome assembly
AUGGAAUACAACUCUUCAGUCGAGGAUUUCCGAGAAUAUGAAUAUCCUAAUAUGGCCCAAGGGGCAUAUCUUGAUCAUGGGGGUGCCACGGUAUAUGCUCGAUCUGUUAUAACCGGCUUCUCCCAAGCAAUGAUAGGCAACCUCUGGGGCAACCCACAUUCUGAAAACCUCCCUGCAAAACUAUCGGGCGAUAUGGUGGAUAGUGUUCGUGCAAAGACACUCGAGCUUUUCGGUGCUGACCCAGAACACUUCGACCUUGUGUUUGUCGCCAACGCUACAGCAGGUAUUAAGCUAGUUGCUGACGCUUUUCGGGACCUUGGAGAGAACACGCCGACAAAGAGCUUCUGGUACGGAUAUCACAAGGAAGCUCACACCAGUAUCAUUGGUAUUCGGGCACUUACGUCAGGGGACAACCAUUGUUUCGAAGACGAUGAGGGUGUGGAAGAUUGGAUAUCGCGGCCUUUUAGCUGUCAUGCCCGAAGAGGAAAACCAACCAGCCUGGGCUUAUUCGCAUAUCCAGGCCAGUCGAAUCUUAGUGGUCGAAGAUUGCCCAAGAGCUGGCCAGGAAGGAUACGAAAAAGCCCUCAGCUGCGAAAUACCUACACCCUUUUCGAUGCAGCGGCGCUGGCUAUGACUGGCUCUCUCAGUUCGUUGUUCGAGGAUCCUUCAGAUGCGCCUGACUUCACUUGCCUAUCACUCUACAAAAUAUUUGGAUUUCCAGACCUCGGGGCUUUGGUGGUCAGGCGAUCAUCUGGUCAUAUACUAAGUUUACGCAGAUAUUUUGGUGGUGGAACAAUAACCCAACUGUCGCCGUUACAAGACAGGGUUAUGAAGAAAGUGCCUGGACUGGGGAAUCAGUAUAUGUCUUGGAAACUUCACGAAGGCCUGGAAGAUGGCACUCUGCCGUUUCAUAGCAUAUUAGCACUUGGCAUUGCCAUCGAUACGCACCUCAGGCUUUAUGGCUCUAUGGAUAUGAUAUCUCGACAUUGCUGCUACCUUGCCCGUUCUUUGUAUGAACUUUUAACGGGUUUGAAGCACCGAAAUGGAUCUCCUCUUAUCGAACUAUACGUGGACAAUCCCUUUAUGUACGGCGACCCUUCAGUCCAGGGACCUACAUUUGCUUUCAAUAUUCUAAGGGAGGAUGGUACUUAUGUACCUUGGCCAGAGGCCGAAAGACUCGCCAAUGACGCUGGAGUAUAUAUCCGAGCUGGAGGCGUCUGCUGCCCUGGUGGUGUUACUAAAGCCCUUGAGCUUGAGGAAUGGGAAUGGAAUCGCAUUUUUUCUAGUGGCCAUGCUUGCGGCUCGAGUGAAAUAGCAAUCAUACAUGAUAGACCAACCGGCAUCGUUCGCGCAAGUUUGGGUGCCAUGACCACCAAACGUGAUAUUCACGCCCUGAUUUCGUUCCUUCGCGAUGAGUUUGUCACUAAAAGCACAAAUGUUCCGCGAUUGCUGGGGACAUCGCAAGAGGUCCCUUUACGGGAGAAGUAUCCAUAUUUACUAAGUACAGCAUCUGAGAACGGAAACAUUAGGUAG